CUUAGGACUGAUUCCUGGCCCCAACUGGUGAUCUUGAAGCAGAUUAGAAAUAACGAUACACAUGAUCUCUUUUUGCAUUAUUGGCAAUGUGAUAUUUAUUACAUUUUUUAUUUAUAACCUUUAUUUAAUAAGCAUAUACAACAGAGCACAGCCUUAUGAACAACGGUUUCCUGGAAAUAUUAUGUCCAAAAUGAGACAAGUCCUGAAAAAAUGUAUGUCACAAUUUCCCAUAAAAUGUUUAAGCUAUAGCACUAAAGAGCCACACUAGCCCAACAUACAUCAUUAUGCGAGAAUAGUACCAAUUAGCCUAUUGCAUAUCUUGUAUAGAGGGCCCAUAUUUUUGUACCUCAACAUUCUGGAGUUAAGUUUACCAUCUCACUUCUAAGCAACAAAUCACAACUGUCAGAAUUUGUUAUGAACAAUGCAACUGAACAACCAACUUCCCAAAAAACUGAACAAUUGAUAUCAAGAAGUAGUCUUUUAAUUUAGGUUAGAUUUAAUUCUAUUACAUGAAAUACAGUCCUCUAAUCUUCUACUUAACACUACUGAUUACAGCUCAGACACCACUUAGAUUCAAGCAACCAAGUGCAAACAAACACAUAUGAACAAACAUGACCUCUUUCAACUAUCUGUCCUCCUGGUCUGUAGCUCACCAUUAAGCUAUGAGGCUGGGAGCAGCUGUGGUUUGCGUUGCAGAAUGGGAAGGGUUCUAAUUUUCAACUCUCACAUUUCUCCUAACAUUAACCCGUCUUGGGAGGAGGGCCUGGCAGGCUGAAGAAAAAUUUGACAACAGGUGUUCCACUUCUUUUACUCCAGCAGUUUACAUUAUGUAUUUAGUCUAGUGCACAUUCUAGCCUAAUUCACUCCUGUCCCACAACUAUCCAAAACAAAAGCACAUGUAGCCUACUUAAAAUAAUAUACAACCUCAGUCCCAAUAGUUUUGGCACAGGAGUGAAUUAGAAUGUGCGCUAAACACAAUGUAAACUACCCAUUUUUAUUUGCUAUACAAACGACUUAUCUGUUGACUAAUGAGACAACCUUGUGGGGUGACCGAGUUUAGAUAUCCAACAGCAUAUUUUCAGUUCAAGCUUCAUUUGUACAGUGCGAGCCAUAGAAAUAGAAUGGAUAGAGUGAGUGUCCCCAUUCAAGUCAAAUAUGACAUAAUAGGUGGAUUGGUGGCCAUUGGGAGUGUACACAUAGGAGCAAAGCAGGAAGUAAAAGCAGGAAUUGUACCCAUCAAUCUGUGCUGUAAUUUGUUGAAUCAACUCAACAUUACAAAAAAAUACUUUCCAUUGCAUGAGCCACAUUUGUUAGCAUCAUUUCAAUGAACAAUCUACAUUACCAUGGAAAUGAUUGCAUCACAAUUCCAGACAGCCAUUGCGAGUGUACCACAUGAGUUUACCAGUAAAAUUGCCAGGAUUAGAGGUUCCAAGCCUGUUCUAUUGAUUCUAUUUCUAUGGUAUGAGCAUCCUAUUCAGUUGAAAGUGUUAUUGGCAGUAACAAAAUGUAUUUAAGAAUAUCCAUUCCCUACAACAUCUAAUCAGAGCACUAGUUUGGAUAACUUGUCAGGGGUGCUGUGGAAGUACAUUUACAAGCAUUUUGCUGUCAAGAUUCAUGAUGAACAAGUGUCAGUAGCUAAUAAGGGAUUACUGUACUGUUCGACAAGGCUGGAGACUCAAAACCCAAAAGUAUUUGGUCAAUCGAAGGCAAAUCAUAUAACAGUUGUGGAAUGCUCUAGAACUUGGCGUACUGGAGCUUUGGACAGUUUACCAGACUGUUUAUAUUUUCUGUUCCGAUAGGGAUCCCCCUUCCUGUCAGAAAGAUACACAAAAACACCCAGAGCCAAAAAUAUCUGACAGUUUACUGAUGCAAGUGAACCAAUGUUGAUAGUAUUUGGUUAGCUCGAACAAACUAAGUAGCUAAGAGUUUAUGUCAACUUGGAUUUUAAUUUAUACCCAAAUUAGACUAUUUAUUUUUCUUGACGCAACAAUGCCAUUUUGAAAAUAAAUAACACAAUGCAUACAAAGUUGUCAAUUUAUCCAUUGUAUUCAAGUAUCGUAAAAGACAAACAAAAUGCCAUUUUAAGCAUAAAUAUAGCAAACCUACUGAUAAACUUUCCGAGUCUAAUCUGUGCAAUUUUCACACAGAUCAGCCCUCAAUCUUUUUUUGAGAGGAGUGGGAUAAUAAACUUCCCUGCAGUAGUAGUUACCCAAGGGAAUUCAAAUUGGCCUUACUCACUCCACGGUGCUCCUCACAAGACCGUUUCCAUCCCUUUCAGAGCAUUGUGCCUUCAGUAUAGUGGACGGCUCCCAGCAUCGGAUCUAAGAGAAUAAGAAUGGAGGUUAAGGUAUCAGUGGAGGGAGUCCCACGUGUUGUCUGUGGAGUUACUGAGAAAACCACAUGCCAGGAAGUAGUCAUAGCUUUGGCUCAAUCCCUUGGUCGUCCUGGGCGCUACACACUUCAGGAGAAAUUCAAAGAGUUUGAGCGAAAUAUGACGCCUAAUGAACGGCUUCUGGAGUCUCUUGAGAAGUACGGUCAGCAGGCCAGAGAGAUCCAGCUCACCCUGCUGCACAAUGGGCCAUCCCUCUGGGAAGGGCCUAGCAGAGGGAAAGGCGGCAGAUACGAGGCUGGCCCUCAGCUUAGGAGAGCAGAUGCUGGGGGCAAGGUACAAAGGGUUAGCGGUGGGCUUAGUUUACACCGUCAAAGCCUACCUCCCUUAUCAUGCCUGCGGCAGCAAUCCGAACAGCGACCGGAAGAACCAAAAAAGCCCAAAAGAAAGUCCCUGACCCUGAUGGAGGAGGCUUGGGGAUGGCUGGAGAGCAUAGGAAGGGGCACAGUGAACCAAUCAGGCCGCGAAAAGGGUAGCAGGAUGGACACGGUUAAAAUGGAUGGUUGUUCCCUGAACGUUACGGUCACUGUUGCCAAGGAUCCCUCCACUCCUGGGGUUUUGCAGAGCAAAUUUAGAGAAAAGAGUGCUAAGUCCACUGAGCACCAGCGAAUCUCCUGCUGCAUGGGAGACCAGGGCAGGGACAGAGAGAAAAGUAACCUUUUCAAUUCUGAUGAAGGUAAUGAUAUCCAACAUGUUAAGAAACACCCAGAGGUUAGCAUGGCAAAGAUAAAAGCUGAGGGCCAGCAGAAUCCAACCAGUGCCCUUAAGAUGGUUGAUGAGAAAAUGAAAUUAAGAGCACUAGUUGCUAUCCAACAGGCUAGUCUGAAAGAGCUGCAGGUCCAAAUAACCUGCACGGAUAGCCAAAUUCAUGAGCUGGAGGAGCAACGAAAGGCCAGGCAAGCUGACCAAGAGGCCCAGCAAAAAAUAGUGGAGGAGGCAGAGCACCUGGAAUUUUGGAAAAAUGAGCUGAAGGCCGAGGAGGGAUAUGAGAAAGACUUGCAGGAACAGUUCCUGGAGAUGAAGGUGAAAGCUGUGGAGUGUAAGGCCAAGUUAGAAGAGUACAAACGCAAAAUGCAAGGUCUUGAUUCUUCAAGGGACAGGAGAACUGUUCAAGAGGAGCAAGUGAACGUUCCAAGCCAAGAUGCCACAUCUCCUGCUGCUGCAGGGUGGACACGGCUGAAUGAGGCCCUGAAUCAAUCAGUCAGUGUGGUAAAUACUGACAGGAAGUUUGCGCCCAGAGUGGCCUCCAGUCAUCCUCAUGCUGUAGUUCUUCCAAACCAGAUCAAGGAAUUGCAGCCCUCAAGGCAAAGUCAGCUUAGGGACUGGUGGACAUGCUGGUCUGAAGCUCAGAGUCCAAAUCCAGAAACACAACCAAGGGUUGUGCAUAUCUCUGAAAUAAUGAUACAUCUGGGCAGCACCAGAGUUUGAAAAGAGGUUGAGGAAAAACAGAAACUUAUCUGUAAAAACCAAACACAAUAAAGCCUUAGCGUUCAGCGAGGACUGUGAGGCAACAAACAUAGGCACAGACAUGCAUACACACACGUACACAUGGAUUUUGUACUGUAGAUGUGUUAAUGGUGGAGUAGGGGCCUGAGGGCACACUGUGUGUUGUGAAAUAUGUGAAUGUAAUGUAAUGUUUUUUAAAUUGUAUAAACUGCCUUGGUUUUGCUGGACCCCAGGAGGAGUAGCUGCUGCCAUAGGGAUCCAUAAUAAAUACAUGAUUUGUUUGCAGUUUCACAUUUCUGUACUGACUGUUCUGUUGCUGUAAAAAUAAAAAGGCUAAAUAUUUGUCCUA
Oncorhynchus kisutch (coho salmon) is the source of this 4184-nucleotide messenger RNA. RefSeq names its product Ras association domain family member 11 (gene rassf11). Gene Ontology annotation, biological process: signal transduction. The transcript is spliced from 3 exons. The coding region runs from base 2336 to 3817 and encodes 493 amino acids. Lineage: Eukaryota; Metazoa; Chordata; Actinopteri; Salmoniformes; Salmonidae. The record is from RefSeq and is a predicted model, not a curated record.